AACAGAAGAGAUGCGUCCAGUAGCUAUGCUUUGGUUGAUGCAACUCAUUCUGCUUCUGGGUUUUCCAGCUGUGAGUUGUUCAAAUGUAACCAGACUGGUAGAUGGUGAUAACUCUUGUUCUGGACGUGUGGAGGUUUUCGAUAAAGGUCAGUGGAAAAGAGUGUGUGAUGAUGGCUGGGAUCUAAAUAAUUCUAAGGUGGUGUGUACUGAACUGGGGUGUGGAGCUGCCGUAGAUGCAAGUUACGCUUAUUUUGGCCAAGGAUCAGGAUCAAUGUGGAACUAUACUGUGCAAUGUAAUGGGAAUGAAUCUACUUUAAAGAGUUGCACAUCAAAUCAAUCUGCCAACUGCAGUAAUAAAGGUGCUGGAGUCAUCUGUCAGUCUCCUGUCUUAUUGGUUAAUGGCACUAAUCCAUGUUCUGGACGAGUGGAGGUUCGAUUCAAUGGUGUGUACGGAACAGUGUGUGAUGAUGGCUGGAAUCUGACAGACGCUGCAGUGGUGUGUAGAGCGACGGGCUGUGGAGAUGCUUUGGCAACAAACAGAGCUGCUUAUUUUGAGAAUUACUCAGGAAAAGUAUGGAUGAACAAUGUGAGCUGUAACGGGAAAGAGUCUACACUGCCGGAGUGUGCAUAUACUGGAACAAUUCCACAGAACUGCAGUCAUGAAAUGGAUGCUGGGGUUACCUGUGGCCCCAAACUUCGUCUGCAGAACGGUUCAAGCUCAUGUUCUGGACGAGUGGAGGUUCUUCAUAACGGAACCUGGGGAACAGUGUGUGAUGAUGGCUGGGACCUACAAGAUGCUAAAGUGGUAUGUGGAGAAAUUGGCUGUGGAAAUGCUAAAGAGGCCAAAAAUGGGGCUUUUUUUGGGAAAGGCUCGGGACCCGUAUGGAUGAAUAAUCUGAACUGUAAUGGGAACGAGAUCACUCUAAAGAGAUGCAGAUCAAGUGGAUGGGACGUACAGAACUGUGAUCAUUCUAAAGAUGCUGGAGUCAUCUGCCAAAAUGACAGUUCGUCUUCAACAACUGCAAAGUCAAGCUCAACAACAAAAGUGACGUCUACAUCUGCUGCGCACACCACCAGCUCUCUAACAGACAUCUCUUCAAUCUCUUUUAACUUCAUCUUUAUAAAUCAAUCACAAAGUUGGAUUGAUGCACUACGAUACUGCAAAGCUCACCACCAGACUCUGGUGCACAUUUUAAACGGCACUGCACAACAGUAUAUCACACAAAUGCUGCAAGCUAAACAAAUCAGCGGUGGAGUGUGGAUUGGACUUGAACGGGAUAUGCUUUAUGCUUGCUCACCCUGGUUGUGGACUGGUGGGCCGAAUGUGGAUUAUAAAGCCUGGAAUGAAUUGUAUCCAGUGGAUGCAGGAAGCAGAUUUUGUGGAAAGCUCCAGAGAGAAAACAGCACAUUUGGAUGGAUGGAUGCCUGCUGCUAUGAGAAACUUCCCUUUAUCUGUCAGGGGUGAAAAACUAGGUGGAGCUGUUUCCUAGUUUUAAGCUGGUGAUAACAGACUUGAGAUUCAUUUAAUACACUCAGAAAUGAUGCUUGCUGUUUGUUCAAACUACUUAUUUAAAAUGAGUUGAAACUACACAAAUCUUGAGGUCUGUUUGGGAACAACUUAAUUGUUUUAUGUUUAAUCCACUUAAAUGUGAAACCAGCGUAUGGUGUCCUG
This is a messenger RNA of Danio rerio (zebrafish), 1672 nucleotides long. The record is from RefSeq and is a predicted model, not a curated record. Lineage: Eukaryota; Metazoa; Chordata; Actinopteri; Cypriniformes; Danionidae.